This is a messenger RNA of Rhodofomes roseus, 1016 nucleotides long. RefSeq lists its product as uncharacterized. The coding region runs from base 349 to 975 and encodes 208 amino acids. The transcript has a single exon. Lineage: Eukaryota; Fungi; Basidiomycota; Agaricomycetes; Polyporales; Fomitopsidaceae. The record is from RefSeq and is a predicted model, not a curated record.
UGUCAGGCUGCCACUUCCAUUUAACUGGAACCUCACGACAAAGCACGUCCAUUUUCAAUCAAGUUCUAGACUAGCCACGCACGGCGAAUCAGCGCAGAGCAGUACAGCGAGCAUGCGAAUCGAGAAAACACAACAAUAGCCACGUGGAACAACUUGCAUAAUAUUCUGCACGACGAGCUCGCCCUUCUGGAAGACUGGGAUACUCUCCGAGGAUCGUCAGUGGAUAUGUGCCGGGUCUAAAUUUCAGCUUGGACUGACGAGUGGCCCUUUGGUCGUGCGUAUUUUGUCCUCUUAUUUGUGGAUCGGCUCUGAAGCCCGAAAUCGUGCGGGCCAGGCUCUCUGGGACCCAUGGACAGUUGCCAGUGCAGUGCGCAUAUAUGGCCCCUUCUGCCAAUAGAACAGAACUGCAUCUUAUCGGCAUGCUCUGCGCAGAUUUCUCCAACGCAGCACCAAGUGCGAGGCAGACGGGGUGCCCUAAGCCCUUCGCCGGUCAGAGAACGUACCACGCGCGUCGCGAGACGUACACGCGCAUCCAUAUCUCAUGAUGUCCGGAGAUACCACUACAGAUGCAUUCGCUCACGUCUCUGGCUUACACUGUACAGUUCCCUGCAGGACACACGCGACCACCCUCCACGACGGCUUUCUGUGCCGGCGGCACCGGAACACUGGUCCGCCAUGCGUGUGCACAAGCUUCGUGGUUAUCGCAUCCCGCCUUCUGACGACUCGGACGCGUGUUCGACGCUCCUCGAUCGCAACUUUGUUCACAGCUUGGCCCAAGCUUGGCCGUACGAUAGAUUGAUUGACAUACACACUAGUGCCGGAGCAUCGCAUGACAUCGGCUGGAUUUAUCAUUGUGCUACUAUCAGUUCCUCUUUGGAUGCUUCCCAUUCUAUCGGUGCGCAACACUACAUCUAUUCCGCUCACUCACACACGGCAUGGACAGAACCAUGCUUAUCGACUAUUCGAUCCGCGUGAGUUGGGCGCCGGGCAUUCUCUGAGUGUUUACCCUGUGUCGG